CAUGCGGUUCUCUCAUCCAUCUCGUUCGCAUCUCGCUUCUUGCACUGCUCUGUUCUUUGCAGCCCGUAUCGCAGUCUCUCACCCUACUAGAGGUCACGAUGGUGUUUUCUCGUUGGAUAUACCGCAAACAGCACUAGGCGCUUCGAUAGCACACGAUCCUUCUUUUGCAUCUUUCUCGUUCGAGCCAGCAUUCUGGGUAGAGUUCUUCGGCAACCUCAGUACGCCGAAUAAGCUCACCUUCAAUCUGCUCAAUCGCAUUGUCGAUCAUGGUGGACAACCAACUGUCUUUCUCCCUCUAUCUAUGAUAUUCAACAUCUGUACUGACAAUAAUAGANUUCGACCUGGUGGGAUCACAAUGGACUCCAUGAUCUUCGAUGUAUCAGCCGGCGAUCCGGUCCGUACCACGAAUCCCAAGGGUGGAGUCUAUCGUACAACUGUUGGACCAGCCUACUACGAAAGCUGGUCAAACUUUCCCGAGGGCACCAAAUUUAUCGACGCGGCUGUCAAUGCAACCCUCGGUACCAAUGCAGCUGUCGAUUUCGGCAGCGAGCGCUGGUGGGCCUCGUCCGCGACGACAGACCAAAGUGGCUUGGAGGUCCGACCUGCUGCUCUCAUUCCUGCUGGUAUCGACUCGAAUGACCAGGUGGCCGACUAUUCCAUACACUCAUACCCAUUCUCGACCUGUGAUCCAGCCCGAGCUGUGUUGGCAACGACACAGAACAUCUUGAAUCAGACUGAAUUGAGUCGCUACGCCGAUGAGGAAAUCUAUCCAUCAGCCAAGGCCGCACUCGACGCUGGUAAUCGAUGGAUCAUUGGAGAGUUCAACUCCAUUUCCUGCUCUGGCAAUCCGAACGUUUCAGACACUUUCGCACAGGCUUUGUGGGUGGUCCAGAGUGAGCUCAUAUAUGCCGUACGCAAUGCCUCGGCCGUAUAUCUGCAUCAAGGAGCAGCCCUGGUAUUUCAAAGCAGUCAACAAGUCAAUUCUGCAGGCCAAGAUGGAUCGCCAGGCUAUUCGACGUACGACAUGUUCUAUCCUCGAGACAGCGACAAACGUGGUCCUGCAAGAGUCUUGCCCAGCUUUUCAAGUCAACUCUUCAUGGCUGAGGCAUUUGCAAUUCCCGACACUCGCGUACGCCAGGUGGAGACUCCUUUAGGCGUUGACAAGGACUAUUUCUCUGCAUAUGCCUUUUACGUCAAGAAUCGACUCAAUAAACUGGCCAUCAUCAACUCCAAGCCAUACUACGCUAAUUCUACAAGCGACUUUACGGUGGCAGUGGACAUUUCCAAAUACGGACACUCAAAGAAAGGGACAAGAGCGUGGUUGAAAAGAUUGAGCGCUCCUCAUAUUGAUGAAGGCAAUGCAAACAAGACCACUUGGGCAGGUCAAUCUUUUCCCGAAGGCAACGAGACCGGCGACCUCCUAGUAGAGGCAGUUGGGUGCGAUGGUCUAGUGCAUGUCAGAGGAAGUGAGGCGGUACUUGUUUAUUUUGAUAAGAGAGACACGAACAUGGAUGCGUGU
This is a messenger RNA of Aureobasidium uvarum, 1519 nucleotides long. The record is from the annotation of a GenBank genome assembly. NCBI's taxonomy places the organism in Eukaryota, Fungi, Ascomycota, Dothideomycetes, Dothideales, Saccotheciaceae.